Molecule: messenger RNA, 5190 nt
Organism: Rhea pennata
Lineage: Eukaryota; Metazoa; Chordata; Aves; Rheiformes; Rheidae
Gene: SAMD4A
Product: sterile alpha motif domain containing 4A
Exons: 13
Coding region: 646-2763 (705 amino acids)
Biological process (GO): negative regulation of translation; regulation of mRNA stability; nuclear-transcribed mRNA poly(A) tail shortening
Cellular component (GO): P-body
Molecular function (GO): protein binding; mRNA binding; translation repressor activity
Source: RefSeq, a predicted model, not a curated record
CCCCCCCUCCCCGGCCCCCCUCCCCGGCCCCGCGCACUGCUGCUGCUGCCGCCGGCGGCGGCAUGAGUCAGGUGUGAAGGCCUUGCCCGGGCGCGCGAUCCCCCCACGGCCGCCCUAGACGCACCGCCGAGCCCCCCACGGCCCCGGGGGUGCCGAGAGGAGGAGGCAGCUCUCGACCGUACUCCUGUGCCUUGCUGAGAUUUACACACGUAGAUAGGUAUAUCUAGGUAUACGUCUGUGUUCGCGCAGGCACGCGCAGAGGUGGUGGUAUUUUUUCUUCCUUUUUUUUUUUAAUUUUUUUUCUCCCCCCCUCCUUCCUCUGUGCCACUUUGCGUUGCCUUCAGGGAAUUUAACACCAAGCCGCUGGAGCAUUGCGCUGAAGACAGAAGAGGGAGAGCAGAAACCAAACCUGCAUCUAGGCUGAAAGCUGCAUCAAAAAAAAAAAAAAAGCCCUUUUAUUGCAAAGGAGAUUUUUUUUUUUUUUAAUUACUAGUAUUUUUAAUUGUGAGACAAGACGUGGGGGAGAAAAUAAGAAAAUAAACUCGGCGGAGGGGGGGGAAGGAUUUCCUAUUUAUUUAUUUUUUUCCUGCAGAGGUUCAUCCUCCUGCCCCCUGCUCCCCUGCCACCCCUGGCCACCACCUAAUCAUGAUGUUUCGAGACCAGGUCGGAGUGCUGGCUGGGUGGUUUAAAGGCUGGAAUGAGUGCGAGCAGACUGUUGCUUUGCUCUCCUUGCUGAAGCGAGUGAGCCGGACCCAAGCCCGUUUCCUCCAGCUCUGCCUGGAGCAUUCCCUCGCAGACUGCACCGAGCUGCACAUCCUUGAAGGGGAAGCCAACAACCCUGGAAUCAUUAACCAAUGGCAACAAGAAUCCAAGGAUAAAGUGAUUUCCCUAUUGUUAACCCACCUGCCUUUACUGAAACCAGGAAACAUCGAAGCAAAAGUUGAAUACAUGAAACUCUUGCCUAAAAUCCUGGCCCACUCGAUUGAACACAACCAACACAUUGAAGAGAGCAGGCAACUGCUGUCCUAUGCAUUGAUACAUCCUGCCACUUCGUUAGAAGACAGAAGUGCUCUCGCCAUGUGGCUCAACCAUUUAGAGGAUCGCACGUCAGGUAGUUUUGGCAGCCAAAACAGAGGUCGGUCCGAUUCUGUGGAUUAUGGGCAGACACACUACUAUCACCAAAGACAGAACUCCGAUGAUAAACUCAACGGAUGGCAAAACUCUCGAGACUCUGGCAUAAGUGUCAGCGCUUCCAGCUGGCAGGACAAAAACCUGGCGUGUGAGAACGGCCAUCUGCCCCUCUACUCCUCCUCCUCUGUCCCCACCACCAUCAAUACUAUCGGAACUAGCACAGGCACGAUUCUCUCAGGCCAGACACACCACAGCCCUUUGAAACGCUCUGUGUCCCUUACCCCACCCAUGAAUGUGCCAAACCAGCCUCUAGGACAUGGAUGGAUGUCUCAUGAGGACUUACGAGCUAGAGGACCCCAGUGCAUCCCUUCCGAUCAUGCCCCCCUGUCUCCACAAAGCAGUGUAGCCUCUUCGGGAAGUGGUGGGAGUGAACAUUUAGAAGAUCAGCCUUCCGCUCGUAACACAUUCCAGGAGGAAGGGAGUGGGAUGAAAGAUGUUCCAGCCUGGCUGAAGAGUCUCCGUCUGCACAAGUAUGCGGCUCUCUUUUCCCAGAUGACAUACGAGGAAAUGAUGGCGCUCACCGAAUGCCAGCUCGAGGCACAAAACGUUACCAAAGGUGCAAGACACAAAAUAGUCAUCAGUAUCCAAAAGCUAAAAGAGAGACAAAACCUUCUCAAAUCUUUAGAACGGGACAUCCUGGAAGGUGGCAACUUACGUGUCCCACUGCAGGAACUACACCAAAUGAUCCUCACCCCCAUCAAAGCUUACUGUUCCCAAAACUCGAACGCGGAUGAGCACAGCCGGGACCCGGACUCGCAUCAUCCCUCUUCCCUCAUCGGCUCAGACAGCCAAGGGUCUGACUGCAAGGACUCUGCUGCAGGGGGGAUGCAACAGCACCAUUUGCCAGGAUGUGAGGGCGAGUCUGGGGGGGCCCCUUUGCCCGAAGGCGAUCUGCCUGGACAGUUCACAAGAGUGAUGGGGAAAGUAUGUACACAACUUUUAGUUUCCAGACCCGAUGAAGAGAAUAUAAGUUCCUAUUUACAGCUCAUAGACAAAUGUCUAAUUCAUGAGGCAUUUACGGAGAUACAGAAGAAAAGGCUGUUGUCGUGGAAACAGCAGGUGCAGAAACUCUUCCGGUCUUUCCCUCGGAAAUCCCUCCUGGAGCUGUCGGGCUAUCGGCAGCAGCGGAGCCGAGGCUUUGGCCAGUCGAACUCCUUGCCGACAGCUGGAUCUGCAGGUGCAGGAAUGGGCAGACGAAACCCCCGGCAGUUCCAGAUCCCCUCCCGCAACCUCCCCACCGCCAGGCUGGGGCUGCUGGGGCCCGGCGGGCUGCUGGGCACGGCGCAGCGCAGCGCCGCCGCCAGCCCCGCCAUCCUCAAGCAAGGCAGGCAGAACCUCUGGUUUGCCAACCCCGGGGGCAGCAACAGCAUGCCCAGCCGGACGCACAGCUCGGUGCAGAGGACGCGCUCGCUGCCGGUGCACACCUCCCCGCAGACCAUGCUGAUGUUCCAGCAGCCAGAGUUCCCGGUGCCGGUGACGGAACCCGACAUCAACAACAGGCUGGAGUCCCUGUGCCUGAGCAUGACGGAGCACGCGCUCAGCGAUGGUGUCGACCGGACCUCCACGAUCUAGGAGGGGAGCGCGACGGCCGCGGGCCCGGCGGCGAGGCGCAGGCGAGCGCCGGCUCCUCGGCGGCGGCUCGCACCUUCCCGCUCGCUCUUCCUCGCGCCCGUUUUAAUUUUGUGACCGUGUAGCUUGUCCUCGUGAACAUACCAUUCGCCUUGGAAUUUGUGUUGUCAUUUAUUACAUCCAUGCUGGCUGGGGUGGGGGGAGACAACGACAAAAAAAAGAAAAAAAAAUAUAUAUAUAUAUAUAUAAAUCUCACAGAGACGCAUGGGGAGGGUGACGGGAGGGUUCACAGCAGGUGAAAGUGUGGAAAAAAAGAAGAAGAAGAAAAAAAAAAGAGGCAUUGCAAGAGCACCGUGGGCAAACUCUGUUUCUGAACGUGGGCGGGCGGCGCGGCGGAGCGGCGGAGCGGGGCGCCCGGCCCCGGCCUCGGCCUUUUCCAAAAAUAUAUAUAUAAUAAAAAUAAUAAAAAUAAUAAUAACCCCUCCAAAAAAUACCCCCAACCCCCACCCCCGUCCUUUUCGUCUUCCUAAAAGUCCCAUCUCCUAUUCCGCGGCGUUUGCAGCGGCAUCCAAAAAGGGCAAAAAAAAAAAAAAAUAGAGCAAAAAAAAAAAAAUAGAAUAAUAAUAAUAGGAAGCCGGUCCUGCGGCAGCAAGGGCGGUUCGGCCGCGUGCGCCGGCGGCGCGGGGCCGGGCAGCUCCGGGCUGCCCCAGAGGCCUCGCGCAUCGGGAAUUUCUAUUUAUUCCUUCGCUGAACAGAGAAGCAGAGGUUUUCCAGAUUGCCAGAUACCUUAUUUUGGAUAUGUGACUUCUUAACUCGCUGUGGCUGGUGACCAUGAUGAUGUCUGUUAUUAACGAUCGCCAAACACUUCCGUUUUUCCUUUUUUUCUCUUUUUUUUUAUUAUUUCUUUUUCCAUCAACAGUGUAUAGGUUAAUAACUACUUAGUUGUGUUUGCUGUUUCUUGUUUUUGAUUUAAAAAAAAAAAAAGGCUUUGGUUAUGAUUUGGAAGUCCUUCCUGGCUCUGUCUGAGGCCUGUGUUGAGUGCAGGUGACAGAGCUCCAUUAAUAAUAAAAAAAGGCAAAAAAAAAAAAAAAAAAAAAAAAUCAAAUCCUAAAAUAACAUAAAAAUUAUUUAUAUAUAAAAAAAGAACAAACAAAAAAAAAAAAAAAGACGGUUGCAUGAAUGAGGCUGUGAAGUCAGAUAUUUAGUAAUAAAGCGGCAGUGCCUUUCUUUUUUGUAUUUACCCAUUUCCUCCCCCCGACGCCACCGCUUGGCGGCUGCCGCCCGCUCGCACCGGGCCGACGCCGCGGUUCCCUUCGCGCCCGCCGGCCGCGCGUCCCGGCCGCCUCCGGGGGCUCCGGGCGGCGCGGGGCAUCGCCGGACGCUGCUGGCCGGCGCCGUGCCGCUUGGCCCGGCUCGGCUCGGCUCGGCUCAGGGCAGGCGGGCUCAGCCCAGCCCGGCUCGGCCCAGCCUGGCUCAGUUCAGCCCCGCUCAGCUCGGCCCAGCCUGACUCGGCCCAGCUCGGCUUGGCCCAGCUCGGCCCGGCUCGGCUCGGCUCGGCACAGCCCGGCCCAGCAGGCUCCGCGCGGCCGCCGAGGGGACCGCGCGUUCCUGGUGAGGCGGCCGGGGCUCGGGGGGCGCCGGGGGUCCCCGCGGGCCCCUCCGCCCGCGGCCGGGGCCCUGCUGGGGCUGCUGAAUGUGCCUGAGGAAGAGCAGAGCCUGCAGAGGUAUAAUUUGCACACAGCUAUGAGAACACUAAAGUUGAUUUUAUACAAGUCAUCAAGAGUUUGCAAAGUGAGUUUUAUUUUUUGUAUUCCUUUAUCUUUACUUAAAGGUGAAUGUGUAUUCCUCUGGGAGGAAUAGGAAGAAAAAAAACAAAAAAAAAAAAAAAAAAACAGGAAUGUUAAUAAUAUGUUAAACAGAAUACUUCCUCCCUUAUUAAUAUAUAACCCUUAUGUAUUUAUGCCUAUUGUAAGCUUCCUUUAAACAGCUUUGCCCUCUCUUCUGUUGCAUGCCGGUCCGGGCAGCCCUUUCUCGUCCAUGCAUGCCUUUAGUCCCGUUUUGUUUGGGUUUUUUUUUUUUUUUUUCUUUUCCCUGUACAAAAAGUUAGUGCACAAAAAAAAAGAAAUAUUUUUGCCUAGUUAAUGUUGCCAAGCAAUGCCUAUUUUUUAAAAUUUGUCAUAUACGGAAAUAGCAUGUUUGUUACAUGUAAAAGCUUCCCGAUAUAAAGAAACACUCAUGUUUGGAGACGCUGGUCUUUGCAAGUGUACAGUUUUCAAAUGUUGUUACCGGUGAAACACCCUUGUGAUUUCAACUUGCUACGAUGUAUUUAUUACUCAUUUCCUCCCAUGUAACUAGGAAUAUCAUGGCUAUAUUUCAUAUCAACGUUAUAUUGAAAGUGAAGGGAGAUGAUUAAUACAAGGUUUUGUAACA